This is a messenger RNA of Triticum turgidum subsp. durum (durum wheat), 309 nucleotides long. The record is from the annotation of a GenBank genome assembly. NCBI's taxonomy places the organism in Eukaryota, Viridiplantae, Streptophyta, Magnoliopsida, Poales, Poaceae.
AUGGUCACGUGGCCGCGGCACGCAGACCAGUUCAACAACGACAUGCUCAUCAUGGAGAUGCUCGAGGUGGGUGUCAGCGUCGGUGCCAAGGACUACGGGUCAUCCCUCGAGGCGCACGAGGUGGUCGGCGGCCAGGUGAUCGCCGGAUCCAUCGGGAGGUUGAUGGAGAGCGACGCCAUACAGAAGAAGGCCAGGGACCUCGCUGUGAAGGCAAGGAGCGACGUGGCGAACGGCAGGUCUUCGUACGACGCCGUUGGCCGGCUGAUGGAGGAGUUGACGGCUCGCCGGAGUUCCGUCAAUCAAGGUUAA